AAGUGCAUGUGGGCGGGACUCUGCUUAACACGGGUGGAGUAUGCCGUAAUAGAAGUGUAAAAAAAAAAGAAAUCUGAACGGAGCCUCCUUCAACUUUUUUUCUGACAGCAACUUCGAGGAAGUAGCCGAGGAGGCGUAGGCAGGCCCUAUACAGCUGUGUGUGUAUGCGUGUGUGUAUGGGUGUGUGAAUGUGUGUUUGCAUCUAUCUGUGUGUGAACUUGCUGGAGAGGAACGCCUGUCUUCAAGCCUUGCGCACGCUGUAAUCGUCUUCCGGCAGACGGUUGUGGCCUGAACAGGAAGACGUGAAAGAUCCUCAUACGAUUCUGGGGAAGAAGAAGGUGACGGAGCGUGCAUCAGGGAGGAAGUUGCUGUAGUUUUAGGCUUGUAAACUCAACAUGACGGAGUUCUGGGUUUGCUUCAGCUGUUGCGUCGCCGAACAACCUCAGCCGAAGCGGAGGCGGAGGAUAGAUCGGACGAUGAUUGGGGAACCUACCAACUUCGUUCACAUGACACACGUGGGCUCAGGGGACAUGGGCAUGGGUUUAUCGGCGGUGAACUCAGUCCAGGCUCAGAUGAAAUCGAAAGGUGGCUAUGGAAACGGCACACCUGAGAACGUCCAGUGACCAGGGUGUGUGACUUGAGAGAGAGAGAGAGAGAGUGAGUGUGUGCGCACGUUUGUGUGUGAGUGUGUGUUUGUGUUUGUGUAUGAAUGAGACCUGCUGGACUCACAAAUAAGGAAAAAAAAAGCCCAAACCACCACACUGGAUGAUCCAAAGAGUCGGACCACUGUUUUUGAGAGUCUAUUUUUAUAACAGAAGCACUGUCAUUCGCUUACAGCUCUCUGAUCGUAUUGUACAAAUAGCCAAGGAACAUAAAAUGAUAAUGAUUGAUCCUAAUACUUGUGUGAGCAAUGAAUUAUGAUCUGGUUUCCAUUUUCGUAAUGGACGCUUUUUUUUAUUUCGUGAUUCGUCUCACAAGGAUUUAAAUAUGGUGGCUGGGCCACUUCCCGUUUGGAGGCGUAGUCUCUAGAUUACAAACGAACUUUAAAUGAUAAUGAGAAAUUAAUGCCUAGAAAUCUAGUUUCAUUUGUAAUAACUUGCUUUUUAUUGGUCUUGUAUUUUAUAUCUUUCUUAUAUUUCAUAUUCCCUGGGUUGUGGAAUAUCUUUUUUUUUUUCUUUUCUUUUUUGUUUUAACGAAAUGCUUUUAAACGCACUCUGUUUCAGUAAACUUGACCUGUGCAGACCUCACUGUAAUAUUCCUCCCAACGCUCUUAUUCAGUUCUUUUACUGGGAAGUAUUUUUGUACAGAUACUGUUCAUUUUCUUUCUGAUGCUCAAAUAAAAAUGCCAAAUUGUUGCACAA
Molecule: messenger RNA, 1361 nt
Organism: Astyanax mexicanus (Mexican tetra)
Lineage: Eukaryota; Metazoa; Chordata; Actinopteri; Characiformes; Acestrorhamphidae
Product: CDC42 small effector protein 2
Exons: 5
Coding region: 396-623 (75 amino acids)
Biological process (GO): regulation of Rho protein signal transduction
Cellular component (GO): plasma membrane
Molecular function (GO): small GTPase binding
Source: RefSeq, a predicted model, not a curated record